Messenger RNA from Cyclopterus lumpus (lumpfish), 1680 nucleotides. It is a transcript of the gene htr2cl1, whose product is annotated as 5-hydroxytryptamine (serotonin) receptor 2C, G protein-coupled-like 1. Bases 1 to 1680 code for a protein of 559 amino acids. Gene Ontology annotation, biological process: chemical synaptic transmission; G protein-coupled receptor signaling pathway, coupled to cyclic nucleotide second messenger. The transcript has 6 exons. Gene Ontology annotation, molecular function: neurotransmitter receptor activity; G protein-coupled serotonin receptor activity. Gene Ontology annotation, cellular component: dendrite; plasma membrane. The record is from RefSeq and is a predicted model, not a curated record. NCBI's taxonomy places the organism in Eukaryota, Metazoa, Chordata, Actinopteri, Perciformes, Cyclopteridae.
AUGGGCGGCCCAGAGAGGGCUCUCCUCGGCGGCUUCAGCACCACCACCUCUUCCCUGGAGGUCAGCGGGCGGAUGGCUUGGCCCAGCAUUAACCCCCUGGACCUCAACCAGACCCUGCCGUGGGGGAUGGGCGGCGGCGGAGGGGCGGCGGCGGCGGCGGCCAUGAGCGCAGGUCUGGACAAUUUCACUCAGGAGUCGGUCACCAGGGCGGCGAUGAAGGAGAAGAACUGGCCGGCGCUGCUCAUCCUCGUCAUCAUCGCGCUGACGAUCGGCGGCAACAUCCUGGUGAUCCUGGCGGUGUCGCUGGAGAAGAAGCUCCAGAACGCCACCAACUUCUUCCUGAGGUCGCUGGCCGUGGCGGACAUGCUGGUAGGCAUCCUGGUCAUGCCAGUCUCCCUCAUUAACAUCCUCUACGACUACACCUGGCCUCUCCCCAGCGCCCUGUGUCCCAUCUGGAUCUACCUGGACGUGCUGUUCUCCACGGCCUCCAUCAUGCACCUGUGUGCCAUCUCCCUGGACCGAUACGUGGCCAUCCGCAACCCCAUCGAGCACAGCCGCUUCAACUCCAGGACCAAAGCCAUGAUGAAGAUCGCCGCCGUGUGGACCAUCUCCAUAGGCGUGUCGAUGCCGAUCCCGGUGAUCGGCCUCCACAACGAGGACAAGGUCUUCGUCAACGGCAGCUGCGUCCUCAACGAGGAGCGCUUCAUGCUGAUUGGCUCGUUCGUGGCCUUCUUCAUCCCGCUGGUCAUCAUGGUGGUGUCGUACUGCCUCACCAUACAGGUGCUCCAGAGGCAGGCCACUGUCUUCCUGUGCGAGGCGAAGACGUCGUCCCAGCAGCCUUUGCACACGCCAGCAAUGACGAAUACAGAGUUGAAGGCCCCGCCUCCCCGCAGCAGACGCAACACCCUGAGCUGUCUGAAAGGAGGAAACGAGCCCGGCGUCCUGCUCGGCGCCUCCACGACGGACAGCCUCGGCAUCAUUCCCGGCUCGGAGGCGGCGUCUCAGCUCAGCUCGCCGGCCGCGGGGCCCGGGCGGAGCGACGCGUCGGGUUGCCACGGGCGACGGGGCAUGAUGCAGGCCAUAAAGAACGAGCGGCGGGCCUCCAAGGUCCUGGGAAUCGUCUUCUUCCUCUUCCUCAUCAUGUGGUGCCCCUUCUUCAUCACCAACGUCACCUUCGUCCUGUGCCGCGGCUCCUGCAACGAGUCUCUGCUGAACGACCUGCUGAACGUGUUCGUGUGGGUGGGCUACAUCUCCUCGGGGGUCAACCCUCUGGUCUACACCCUGUUCAACAAGACCUACCGGAGGGCCUUCUCCAGCUACAUCCGCUGCCGCUACAACGUCGGGGCCAACGCCGCCGGACUGAGUUGCAAGACCCUCCUGGUCCCGCCGCCGUCGUGCUCGUCGCACGCCGUGACCCCCCUCCUGACGGGCGGCCACGGGAAGUCCGGCGUGGACCGCAACAGCAACUUUCGCAACGGCGGGCGGGGGGUCAACGGGAAGCCGGCGGUGGACCCGGAGGACGCGACGGACGACGAGUCGCACGCGGCGUCGCGGAGCCUCUCCGACUGCCUCGCCGCCGCCGCCGCGCUCUCGGAGACGGAGCUGGAGACGGAGGCGGAGCUGGAGCUGUCGCUCAUCAGCUACGGCCCCGCCUCCAGAGAACACACCAGCAGCGUGUGA